Molecule: messenger RNA, 2574 nt
Organism: Electrophorus electricus (electric eel)
Lineage: Eukaryota; Metazoa; Chordata; Actinopteri; Gymnotiformes; Gymnotidae
Source: RefSeq, a predicted model, not a curated record
AUGAGUAUCAAAAGUGAAGAUGUGGAGAAGUUCUUGAAUGCAAACCCACAGUUUGUGAAGAGCUACUUUAGCAAAAAACUCAAACCUGGAGCAGUGGCCUCUGUGAUGGGAAUCCAAGAGUCUGCAGUGGAUUUAGAUUCCUUUGAGCAAGUCUCUCAGGUAGAGGAAGGAGAGAUAUUCUAUGAUUUAAUCAAAGACAUGCAGGAUAAUGUCAACAUGGAGAAGGUGAUCUUUAAGAUCCUGAAGAGAAUCAGUGCCCUUAUCCAUGCCGACCGUUGUAGCCUUUUCAUGUACCGGCAGAGGAAUGGCAUUGCUGAGCUGGCCACUCGACUGUUCAAUGUUAACGCCACAUCAAAGCUGGAAGACUGCAUAGUCUCCCCAGACUCUGAGAUUGUCUUUCCUCUCGAUAUUGGCAUAGUUGGGCAUGUAGCCCACACCAAAAAACACAUCAAUGUCAAGGAUGUUAAUGAGGAUAGCCACUUCUGCACAUUUGUUGAUGAACUGACAGAGUACACCACACACAACAUUUUGGCUACACCUAUAAUGAAUGGCAAGGAAGUGGUGGCAGUCAUCAUGGGAGUAAAUAAAACUACUGGAACCAAUUUCACAGACGAAGAUGAGGAUCUUUUUUUAAAGUAUCUCAAAGUUGGCACACUGAAUUUGAAGAUUUACCACCUGAGCUACCUGCACAGCUGUGAGACACGCAAAGGCCAGCUGCUCUUGUGGUCUGCUAACAAAGUGUUUGAAGAACUCACGGACAUUGAGCGUCAGUUUCACAAAGCUUUGUACACAGUUCGAGCAUACCUCAACUGUGAUCGCUACUCUGUCGGCUUGCUUGACAUGACCAAGGAGAAGGAGUUCUUUGACAUCUGGCCUGUUCUGAUGGAAGAGCAGGCACCAUACUCAGGCCCUCGCACUCCAGAUGGGAGGGAAAUCAUCUUCUACAAAGUUAUUGAUUACAUUUUGCAUGGGAAGGAGGACAUCAAAGUCAUUCCAAAUCCUCCUGCAGACCACUGGGCUCUGGCCAGCGGUCUACCCACUUAUGUAGCAGAAAGUGGAUUUAUUUGCAAUAUCAUGAACGCAGCAGCAGACGAAAUGUUCAGCUUUCAGUCUGAGCCUCUGGAUGACAGUGGUUGGACCAUUAAAAAUGUGCUGUGCCUACCAAUUGUCAACAAGAAAGAAGAAACUGUGGGAGUAGCAACUUUCUACAACAGGAAAGAUGGCAAACCAUUUGAUGAACAGGAUGAAAAUUUAAUGGAGGCUUUGACCCAGUUUCUGGGCUGGUCAGUACUCAACCCGGACACUUAUGAUAAGAUGAAUAAGCUGGAGAACAGGAAAGACAUUGCCCAGGACAUGGUUUUGUACCAUGUAAAGUGUCGAGAUGAUGAGAUUCAGAAUAUCCUUAAAACCAGGGAGCAUUAUGGAAAAGAACCAAGAGACUGUGAAGAGGAUGAACUUUUGCAGAUCCUGAAAAAAGAACUUCCAGGGCCCAGAAAAUUUGAGAUCUAUGAGUUCCGAUUUUCAGAUUUUGACUGCACUGAACUGGACUUGGUGAGGUGUGGGAUCCAAAUGUACUAUGAAGUUGGAGUUGUCAAGAAAUUCCAGGUCCCUCAGGAGGUUCUAGUACGAUUCAUGUACUCAGUCAGCAAAGGUUACAGACGCAUCACUUAUCACAACUGGCGUCAUGGCUUUAAUGUUGGACAAACCAUGUUCACGCUACUAACGACAGGACAGCUGAAGCGCUACUAUACAGACUUGGAGGUCAUGGCCAUGAUCACAGCUGGCUUCCUGCAUGAUAUUGAUCACAGAGGCACCAAUAACCUCUACCAAGUAAAAUCUCAAAAUCCACUAGCAAAGCUGCAUGGCUCAUCCAUUCUGGAGAGACAUCAUCUAGAAUUUGGCAAGUUUUUACUUGGAGAUGAGUCUUUAAAUAUUUUUCAAAACCUCAACAGAAGACAGACUGAGCAUGUUUUCCAUUUAAUUGAUAUUGCCAUUAUCGCAACUGACCUUGCCUUGUACUUCAAGAAAAGGACAAUGUUCCAGAAAAUUGUGGAUCUGUCAGAGACAUAUGAGGAUGAGAAAAAAUGGGUUGACUUCAUGUCUUUGGAAACAACAAGGAAAGAGAUUGUAAUGGCCAUGAUGAUGACAGCUUGCGAUCUGUCAGCCAUCACCAAACCAUGGGAGGUUCAAAGCAAGGUGGCUUUGUCUGUAGCAGCUGAAUUUUGGGAACAGGGUGACUUAGAAAGGACUGUUCUUCAACAGCAACCAAUUCCCAUGAUGGAUAGAAACAAAGCAGCAGAACUGCCCAAGCUUCAAUGUGGUUUCAUAGACUUUGUCUGCACUUUUGUCUACAAGGAGUUCUCUCGCUUCCACCCAGCCACCCAGCCCAUGUAUGAUGGCAUCCAGAACAACCGAAGGGAGUGGAAAGCCUUGCAGGAGGCCUAUGAGGCGAAGCUGAAGGAAGCCGAAGAAGCAGCCAAGGCAAACCAGGAGGCGGCAGCUGCGAAAAAAGGUUUGACUAUUGCCAAUGCCAAUGGAGGUUCAGCAGGCUCCAAGACCUGCUCAGUCUGCUAG